Nerophis ophidion (straightnose pipefish) is the source of this 1940-nucleotide messenger RNA. RefSeq names its product synaptotagmin XV (gene syt15). The coding region runs from base 401 to 1609 and encodes 402 amino acids. NCBI's taxonomy places the organism in Eukaryota, Metazoa, Chordata, Actinopteri, Syngnathiformes, Syngnathidae. The transcript has 8 exons. The record is from RefSeq and is a predicted model, not a curated record. Gene Ontology annotation, biological process: regulation of dopamine secretion; cellular response to calcium ion; calcium-ion regulated exocytosis. Gene Ontology annotation, molecular function: phosphatidylserine binding; syntaxin binding; calcium ion binding.
UGCAGGGAGACCUGCCAGGGCCAUGAGUGCGGUCUGGCCUCGUUGCCCGACACGAUCCUCUCGACCAUGUUGGGCUUGAAGUAGGCCGUCCCGCAGUCUUUGGGCCAGUCUAAGAAUUAAAAAAACACCGUUUAGACCGGAACCAUGUUUUUUUUUUUUUUUUUUUUCUAGGUAUAAUAAGUGUGUUGGUGUGUGCGCGCUCACCCAGGUGCAACACCUUGUGCUGAGGCUGCCUACCGGGCGUCGGCGUGUACCCGGCCCGACUCAGCGGCGGCAGCAGCAACAGCAAACAGGCGACGUGAAGCGGGGCGUCCGUCAUGGUCAUCUACACCAUCGCCCGGCCUGUGUACAACCCUGACAUUUAUAGCGGGAAGCAAGCGGACGUCCAUUGACAGGUCUGAUGGUUCUGUUGGCUGCCGGCCUGUCUGCGGGUCUCCUGGUGCUUCUCCUGCUGAUCCUGGUCAUGUUCUACCUGUGGAGGAGGGCGAGGGAUCGCAGUCAGUACCAGGAGCUGGACGCCGCCGUGGCCCCCGUCCCAGCAUGCACUGCUCAAGCCCUGCAGGUUUCUCAAGGCCCCUGGGUCAAGCCCGUGGAGAUCCCCUUCACGUUGCCUCCUCGCUUCACCACGCCAACCCGGACCAACCCGAAGACCGAGGAGAAGGCGGCGGUGAUGAAGACCGACCUUCUCGCCCAUCGAGGUUCUCUCUCAGUCCAAAGUUGGUACCCGGUGGGGACGCUGCUCGCCGACUUGUACUCCAGCCCCGCCCUCGGCGAGGUGGUGGCGCCCCCGCCCGGCAUGGCCACCCGCCUCUGCUUCUCCGUGGAGUAUCGCCACCGCAGCGAGCAGCUGGCGGUCUCCCUCCUCCGCCUGGGUAACCUCCCGCCGCGUUUCCACGGAAACGUCACCCUGGUCCAGCUCCGCCUGCUCCCGGACGACCGGCGGCCCCGCCAGGCCAAGGCCAGAUGCACGGGGCCCGACCCGGAGUUCCACGACUGCUUCCUGUUCCAGGUGUCGGGCGCCCGCGUGACCCGCGCCACCCUAAGCGUGGGCGUGCUGAGCGUGGCGCAGGACGGCAAGCGGCAGGCGGUGGGCAGAGUGCUGUUCCCCCUGCAGGGAGAACUGGGCCAGGCUGGCAGGGUCCUCUGGAGGGACCUGGAGGCCGAAGACCACCACCACUGUUCAGAGUGGGGGGAUGUGUUGGUGUCUCUGAGCUACAGUCCGUCUCUCCAGCGCCUCUCGGUGGAGGUGGUGAGGGCUCGAGGACUUCAGCUGGUCACGGACUCAGGCGUGUGCGUCCAGGUGAGCUUGCAGAUCCACACCCAGGUGGUGAAGACUAAGCGCGGCGGCGUGGUCAAGGCGGACCGCGACGCCAACCUGGACCACAAGAUGGCGUUCAAGCUGCGGCCCGAGCACCUGGACGAGGCCUGCCUGAGAUUCCUGGUCCAGCAGCCUAGCCACACCCCCUCAGAACCGUGGAUCCCGCUGGGGGUUCUGGUCUUGGGACCCUUCAUGUAUGCUCGAGGUCCCCAGCUGCAGCACUGGAUGGACAUGGUCAACACGGCGCAGGAGUCCGUCAAAGUCUGGCACGGACUGGGCAGGUCCACAUAAAUCAAUUAUACUAAUCAAUUAAAAAAUAAAAGACAUUUAUACCAAAACUUCAAAAUAAAAGGUGAGAAAAAUGCUGGUAAAACUCCACUCUGUAGGAUGGGAAGCAACAUGAAGGUGUUCUGUUUCUUUCAUGUAUUGUGAUCUACAGGGCUGAGUUUUUCCUUGCCCUUAUGUGGGCUCUGUACCAAGGAUGUCGUGGUUUGUGCAGCCCUUUGAGACACUUGUGAUUUAGAGCAACCUUUUUGAAAGCAAGAGCUACUUCUUGGGUACUGAUUAACGCCAAGGUCUACCAGUUUGAUACACACUUAAAUAAGUUGCCAGAAAUAGCCAA